CAUUUUUAUAUAUGAACGGACCCUCCAAGAAGCCAAGAAGAACAGCAUACGUGCCUCAGUUCAUCGAGAGAGACAUGGAAGAGGAAACUGAGGCCCUGGAGGAGAUGGAGAGAGAGCUCGAGGAGAUGAGGGAGUGUUACAGGAGCGGGAGGACGAUGGAGGCCUCUUGGAGGAAGUCCCAGCUCAAAGGUUUGCUUCGACUCCUCAGGGAAAGAGAGGAGGAGAUCUUCAGGGCCCUCCAUCAGGACCUGGGCAAGCAUCCUGCGGAGGCCUACAGGGAUGAGGUGAACCUGGAUUACAUUGGCCGCACUUCCUUCUUAAUGAGGGAUUCAUUUAUGCACUGAAUCUCCGAAAAUAUGUAGUGCCUGAGGUGACUUAAACCUGAAAUAACCUGCAUGAAUACGAUCAUCUCUUUUUCGUA
Messenger RNA from Eucalyptus grandis, 421 nucleotides. RefSeq names its product aldehyde dehydrogenase family 3 member F1-like. The transcript has a single exon. The record is from RefSeq and is a predicted model, not a curated record. Gene Ontology annotation, biological process: aldehyde metabolic process. The coding region runs from base 12 to 344 and encodes 110 amino acids. Gene Ontology annotation, cellular component: cytoplasm. Gene Ontology annotation, molecular function: aldehyde dehydrogenase (NAD+) activity. NCBI's taxonomy places the organism in Eukaryota, Viridiplantae, Streptophyta, Magnoliopsida, Myrtales, Myrtaceae.